AUGGGCGACUUUGCCGCCUCGCCGUCGCACUCGCCACCCCUCGGCGCCAUCCACAUCAGCGAGGACCUCACACCCUUGCCCGAGCUGAAGCCUGCCGGCAACACAGACAUUACCUUUGACGGCCAGCUCUCGCGGCCGCUGCGUCUGCGCGAGGACCUGCGCACCGGCUGCGGCGGCCAGACAUGGCCCGCGGGCAUGGUGCUCGGCAAGCAUAUGCUCCGCUACCACCGCCAUGAACUGCAGGAUGCGAGAAUACUAGAACUCGGUGCCGGCGGGGGUCUCGUCGGUCUGGCUGUUGCGCUAGGCUGUGGCGUGGAGAGCCGCCUCAUGCUGACGGACCAGAACGAGAUGCUGGAGCUCAUGAAGCACAAUAUUGACCUAAACCAAGUCGAGAACAAGGCUACCGCAUCGAUAUUGAACUGGGGAGAACCGCUGCCUCAAGAGGUUGUCGACUACAAACCCAACGUGAUUCUCGCCGGCGAAUGCGUCUACUUUGAGCCCGCCUUUCCCCUGCUCAUGCAGACGCUCCGGGACCUGCUCGCGCUCAACCCAGACGCCGUCAUCUACUUUUGCUUCAAGAAGCGCCGCCGCGCCGACAUGCAGUUUGUCAAGAUGGCCCGCAAGGCGUUUGCGGUGGAAGAGGUCUUCGACGAGGACCGUCCAGACUUUUCGCGACAGUCCCUGUUCCUCUUUGCCUUUACGGCCAAGCACAGCAAGGCUGUUCCCGCGGGCAGCAAAACGCAGAGGAAACCUGCAGACGAGGUGACAGCACCCUUCUCGUAG
Molecule: messenger RNA, 783 nt
Organism: Akanthomyces muscarius
Lineage: Eukaryota; Fungi; Ascomycota; Sordariomycetes; Hypocreales; Cordycipitaceae
Exons: 3
Coding region: 1-783 (260 amino acids)
Source: RefSeq, a predicted model, not a curated record